GACAACGAGGCGCUGUACGACAUCUGCUUCCGCACCCUGAAACUGACCACCCCCACGUACGGAGACCUCAACCACCUGGUGUCGGCCACCAUGAGCGGCGUGACCACCUGCCUGCGCUUCCCGGGCCAGCUGAACGCCGACCUGCGCAAGCUGGCCGUGAACAUGGUGCCCUUCCCGCGCCUGCACUUCUUCAUGCCCGGCUUCGCGCCGCUCACCAGCCGGGGCAGCCAGCAGUACCGCGCGCUCACGGUGCCCGAGCUCACGCAGCAGAUGUUCGACUCCAAGAACAUGAUGGCCGCGUGCGACCCGCGCCACGGCCGCUACCUGACGGUGGCCGCCAUCUUCCGCGGCCGCAUGUCCAUGAAGGAGGUGGACGAGCAGAUGCUCAACGUGCAGAACAAGAACAGCAGCUACUUCGUCGAGUGGAUCCCCAACAACGUGAAGACGGCCGUGUGCGACAUCCCGCCGCGCGGCCUCAAGAUGUCGGCCACUUUCAUCGGCAACAGCACGGCCAUCCAGGAGCUGUUCAAGCGCAUCUCGGAGCAGUUCACGGCCAUGUUCCGGCGCAAGGCCUUCCUGCACUGGUACACGGGCGAGGGCAUGGAUGAGAUGGAGUUCACCGAGGCCGAGAGCAACAUGAACGACCUGGUGUCCGAGUACCAGCAGUACCAGGACGCCACGGCCGACGAACAGGGCGAGUUCGAGGAGGAGGAGGGCGAGGAUGAGGCUUAA
This is a messenger RNA of Suricata suricatta (meerkat), 732 nucleotides long. RefSeq names its product tubulin beta chain. Gene Ontology annotation, cellular component: cytoplasm; microtubule. The record is from RefSeq and is a predicted model, not a curated record. The transcript has a single exon. The annotation marks the transcript as partial. NCBI's taxonomy places the organism in Eukaryota, Metazoa, Chordata, Mammalia, Carnivora, Herpestidae. Gene Ontology annotation, biological process: neuron migration; mitotic cell cycle; microtubule cytoskeleton organization. Gene Ontology annotation, molecular function: structural constituent of cytoskeleton; GTPase activity; GTP binding.